Messenger RNA from Aphanomyces astaci, 1777 nucleotides. RefSeq lists its product as hypothetical. Gene Ontology annotation, cellular component: membrane. The record is from RefSeq and is a predicted model, not a curated record. Lineage: Eukaryota; Oomycota; Saprolegniomycetes; Saprolegniales; Verrucalvaceae. The transcript is spliced from 9 exons. The coding region runs from base 585 to 1700 and encodes 371 amino acids. Gene Ontology annotation, molecular function: sucrose:proton symporter activity.
AUCCAACUAUAAGUCGCACCUUUCAUUAAAGUUACCGACCUGCUUACUGUCAACAACCGCAACCUGCCAAGCGUCAUGCAAGUCCAAGUGCAGGACGAUGUGUUGCCGGCGCAAGUGGAGCAGAGCCCGUUGUCGGCAUACUCCCAUGUGGAGGAAGGAUCACUAGGUGAGGACGAUCGUGACCAGCAGCUUCUUGAAUCGAUUCGACAUCCAUGGUACUGGCGGUUGUUCCACAUUGCCGAAGGCACGGCAACCAUUGUCGACACUGACGGACGCAAGACUCGCCGGGCUCGUAGCUCCGCCAACUCCCUCGAACAUCCCAUCGUCGCCAGUUUGGUGCUUCAGUUUCCUUGGAUUGGACUGUCGCUGUUGUACUUUUCCGUGUUUGAACUCAUGACGUCGUACUUGACGUCGAGGGGUGUGCACUACUUUGUACCUCGGUACAUGCGUGCGUUCCUCACAUUCGCGCUUGCCCCCCUCGUCGGCGCCGCGUCCGACCGAUGCACGGCGAAAGCCGGUCGCCGCAACCACUUUGUACGUCCACACUGUCCCCCUUUCCCAUGAAGACACAUGCUGUGUAGUUGAUGCUCGCCACACUCAAGUUGGUGAUUUCCGUCAUGUUUCUCGGAGGUUCAUUGUCCAUCUUUGGCGACCACCUGUUUCUCUUGUCCAUCAACAUUGCCGUGAUCAUCUGGGGCACCGUGUCCAUGGAGGUAGCAGUCCGAGCACGGGUGUUUGACGAGAUCCCCAAGGAAUACCAGGUGCAUGCCCAUGCAUGUGGAUCCAUCUGGCACAGCGUGGGAGUAGCGCUUGGGAUGGUGCUGGUCGGUGGCGGGGCCAAGGUCGUGUACGGCGACCAAAUCACCGAGGACGUGAUGCUCUUCACGUGUGGCAUCGUCGUCACCGCGAUCCUCGUGACCGUCGGCGUGUCCAUGUACUUGAAACCCGAAAAUAUGCUGUACCAAGAACGCAAGCAUGUCGUGUCCGUCGAGCGCUUUUUCACUGAAGUGUGGGAUGUGAUUACCGGCGCGCCCAUGGAAAUCAAGCUCAUGUGUUUGCUGCAAUUGAUUGUCUGGAUGGCGUGGUUUGCAUUGGACAAUCAAAAGUACAAGUGGUGGGCUGAGACCGUGUUUCGGGGGUGUCCGGUGCUUCAAAGCAAUGCCACAAGUGCUGACGGCGUGGGCUGCGAUGGACAUGGCGUGGAUUUGUACAUGGAAGGACUGGACAUGGCGCGGCAUGCAGUUCAAGGCCUCUCGGCAGUCGCGUUCACGUCAACUUUGACGUUCUUUUGGUGGAUACCGCGAAACCCCACUGGCGCGUCGUUGAAACAAGUCAACUUGACGUACAUGACCCUCGGCGUCGUGAUGCUCGUGGUGGCGGUGGCGGUGGGGUCGGCGUCGCACGCCGUGUCGUUUAUAGCGUUUGUGAGCUUGGGAGGGUACUUUGCCACUGUGAACAUCCUUCCGUUUGCCAUGACGGGAAUUAUUGCCAAAGACUUUAUGGACGCGACCGACCGGUUCAACAACAACGGGUUGUACGUGGGAUUGCUCAUGCAGUUUUCAUGCUGCGCCAAGUUUGCCGUCGAAAACUACAACACAACGUCCAUCUCGUCCCUUGGAUCGGACAACAUAUUAGCGUUGCCCUUGCUGCUAUUCGUGGCGUCGACUGUAUUUACGUACUAUAACAAGUACGACGUUUAACGGACGCCGCGUCGUCGAUAAUGUAGUUGCCUCUGCUCCAAUCGGAAUGAUUCUAUAUAUAUACAAUACUACUAGUA